Messenger RNA from Rhagoletis zephyria (snowberry fruit fly), 915 nucleotides. The record is from RefSeq and is a predicted model, not a curated record. NCBI's taxonomy places the organism in Eukaryota, Metazoa, Arthropoda, Insecta, Diptera, Tephritidae.
AUGGAUCUUGACAUAAAGUUGAAACGGGCCAAUAAAGUCUACCUUGAAGGGGAGAAUUUAACCGGUCUCAUUGUGGUGGACUGCAAGAAUGACUCAAAGCACGAUGGUAUCUUUCUCAGCGUUGAAGCUACUGUCAACAUGCAACUAAGCUCAAAGAAUGUUGGUCUCUUUGAAGCCUUCUACAAUUCAGCUCGACCCAUUCCACUGAUCAGUCAGUACGUAGAGGUGGCUCGAAGUGGCAAGUUCCUCGGUGGUCGCACGGAGAUUCCCUUUGAAGUACUGCUCAAGCCAAAGCAGGGGCGGACUUGUUAUGAGACAUACCACGGCGUCUUUAUCAGCAUUCAGUACUACCUAAAAUGCGAGCUGAAAAGACCGCUGCUGAACAAAGACAUCCAAAAGGUGGUUGAGUUCAUGGUGGAAAUACCUCCUCCGCCAAAGGCCAUUAAAAUUCCUCCAAUUAAAUUCGUUCUGACACCAGACUCCCUUCAGAAUGUUAAAGAUAAAACAAGAGUGCCAAAGUUUCGGAUUUCGGGCCGAAUUGAUUCGACCACCUGCUACAUAUGGGAACCUUUUACCGGUGAGCUGAUUAUUGAACAUUGCGAACAGAUGAUCAAGAGCAUUGAACUGCAACUGGUCCGCGUGGAAACGUGUGGUUGCGCCGAAGGAUAUGCGUGUGAAGUUACCGAGAUACAAAACAUUCAAAUCGGCGACGGCGAGGUGGCCCGAAACACUGUGAUACCCAUUUACAUGGUUUUUCCUCGCCUCUUUACCUGUCCGACGUUGAUCACCAACAACUUUAAGAUCGAGUUUGAAGUUAAAAUUGUCGUCAUUCUCGAGGACAAUCACAUCAUCACGGAGAACAUUCCCAUCCGAAUCAUUCGCUACUCUAGCGAUGAACUGCAAGGGACUAAAUAA